AUGCCGUUCCCCUUUGUUCUGCCGACGACCUCCUCCUUCUCCUUCUCCACCAGCUUCAGCUGUGAAUCACACCCCUCGCUGCCCCUCACUGCGAGCACCUACCGCGGGGUCGUCCGCGAUGCCCUCAAGAAACACAAGAGACUGCCGCCAUCGGCCCAGUCUCCCCACAUAUCCUCGCUCAUCACCGCCCUGAACGCCUACCUGCCCUAUCUACUUGCCAUCGACGCAGGCCUCACACGAAAGGGCCUCCAUGCUACGGAGAUCACCGUCAGCCAAACCGCUCCCCUCGCCAUAGAAUGGCGCCCAACCCUGUCUGACAGUCACGUCCCCGGACGCGAACCGCCGCGUGUCAAGGUCCAAUCCCUUGACCACGAGGUCGCCUUUGUUCUCGCCACCCUCGCCCACGCCUACACCCUCGCCGGCCGCAUCGCCCUGCAGCCUCUCUACGUGACCUCGGUGGCAGCGCCCUCGGCCCAGGAACGAACCGUCGCCAUCCAGACUGCCACAAAACACCUCCUAGAAGCCGCCUCGCUCUACGACCACGUCGCGACGCGCGCUGAAGGCUCCUCGAACCCGGCCCCGAGCGUCGACAUCUCGGCCCCCGUCCUCCGCGGCCUCGCCUCCCAGGCGCACGCCGAGGCCACCCUCCUCGCCGUCCUCAAGGACGACCCCUACCCCGCCGUCGUCUCGCAAACCCGCAACGAGGCCGACAAGGAGUGGAUGUACCGCACGCCCUCCCUGCCCAAGGUCCGCGCCCACCUCUUCGCCCGCCUCUCCCUCGCCGCCGCCGAGCACGCCUCCCAGGCCGCCACCCUCUGCGGCACCCGCCUCCCCGGCGUCCCGCCCCUGAACCCCGCCCUCCUCCGCUACCUCGACGACACCCGCCGCACCUCUCGCGCCCGCGCCUGCCGCUUCUUCGCCAUUGACGCCGAGAUUGCUGGCGAGACCGGCACCGCCCUCGCCUGGCUCCGCGCCGCCCUCCAGGAGCUCGGCGUCGAGUCCCGCACCGACGCCGCUGCCGCCGCCGCGAAAAAGUCCUCCCUCGGCGCCGGCUUCUCCCGCCUGCGCAAGGACUGGGCCGAGAAGCGCGAGGACAAAAAGGUCGAGCGCGAGACCGCCUGGGGCGCCGACGGCGGCAAGAUGGAAGAGACGCGCGUCAUCGAGCACCUCGAGAUCAAAUGGACCAAGAUCAACGACCUUGUCACGACCCAGGCAAUCCCCACGACCGGCUCAGUCCUCGCCCAAAUGCCCUCCGGCCGUGAGAUCCACACCAUCAAGCCAUUCCAGCCCGCCGAGCUCGAUCGGAGCGUCCUCGAGGCCGCGCGCGCGCCGCCCGACCGCAGCGACGACUUUGGCGAAGCCCUGAGCUCCGACGACGAGGCCAAGGGCCAACAACACGCUGAUCCACCUGGCGCGUAUCCUGGGGCCAGACAGGACCAUCAUGGUGGGAGCAGCUACUACUAA
Molecule: messenger RNA, 1464 nt
Organism: Verticillium dahliae VdLs.17
Lineage: Eukaryota; Fungi; Ascomycota; Sordariomycetes; Glomerellales; Plectosphaerellaceae
Product: pH-response regulator protein palC
Exons: 2
Coding region: 1-1464 (487 amino acids)
Biological process (GO): cellular response to pH
Cellular component (GO): plasma membrane
Source: RefSeq, a predicted model, not a curated record